Molecule: messenger RNA, 3356 nt
Organism: Centruroides sculpturatus (bark scorpion)
Lineage: Eukaryota; Metazoa; Arthropoda; Arachnida; Scorpiones; Buthidae
Product: integrin alpha-4-like
Exons: 27
Coding region: 57-3065 (1002 amino acids)
Biological process (GO): cell-matrix adhesion; cell adhesion mediated by integrin; cell-cell adhesion
Cellular component (GO): integrin complex; external side of plasma membrane
Molecular function (GO): integrin binding
Source: RefSeq, a predicted model, not a curated record
UUUUAUCAAAGCAUUUAUAUUGUUUUAUAUUACAAACUUCAUUUUAUUUGUUCUCUAUGGAAAAAUUACUAUUAUUUUUAUUCUGUACAAAUGUAAUGUCUUGGAAUUUCGAAACCAAGACUGCGAUUACAUUUAAAGGUCAUCCUGGUUCUUAUUUCGGAUUUUCUGUGGCCAUACACAAAAACAAUCAAGGAAUUAUACCUUUAAUUACCGCGACGAAAGCCAACUCAACGGGUGCGUUGUACAGGUGUGAUAUAAAUAGUAGAAAAUGUGAAAACGUUGUUUUAAAUCAUGAGAUGAAAAUCAAUGAAAUAAAGAAAAAUAUGUGGCUCGGUGUAAGUUUGGAUGUACAAAAGAAGGAAAACGGACAUAUUGUAGUAUGCGGACAUUUAUGGAAAUUAUUUAUAUUUGUCCGAGAUGAGGAAAUAUACGAACAUCAUUUACCUUUAGGCACGUGUUACAUAUUAAAUCCAGAGAUGACUUUAGUGAAGAGAAUUAGUCCGUUUGAACAUGAAAUAAAUAAUGUGACAAAAUUUAAUUUUCGUCGUUUUUCAACUGCUGGAGUUGGAAUAUCAGCUUCUUUUACAUACGACGAGAAUGGUUUACUAAUUGGAUCAUCCGGUUUUAACUAUUUUAGAGGAGCUGUGAUAAGAUAUAAAUUUUUAAACAAUAAUUUUUAUGUUAAUACUCCUUCUACUUUUGAGUUACAUGUUCAAGAUUUUAAUACUUACAUUGGUUAUUCUGUAUCGUCCGGAAAAUUCUUUGAUGCCUAUGGAUCCAUUUAUGUAACAGGAACACCAAGAGAAGGAAAAUAUAAAGGAAAAGUUUACACUUUUGAUGAGACUUACGCGAUUGAUAGGGAAUUAGAAGGAUUUCAAAUAGGGGAGUAUUUUGGGGCAGCCAUUUUAAGUGUGGAUGUGAAUAACGACGGUUUGACUGAUUUAUUUGUUGGUGCUCCUUUGUAUUCUACUAAAUCUGGCGGGGACGAAGGAAGGGUCUAUAUUUAUCUUAGUGACGGUAAACAUCUACAAUACCAAUCAAAUUUAUAUGGAUCUUCUAUUAAAGGAAGCCGGUUUGGCACCAGUUUAGCUCAUAUUGGCGAUAUUAAUCACGAUAAAUUUUCAGAUAUUGCCGUUGGGGCACCAUACGAAUUAGAAAGAGGAGCAAUAUAUAUUUACCACGGUUCUUCCAAUGGAAUUAAAUCCGAAUUUGUUCAGAGAAUUUUUGCGGCCGACGUAGAUCGACAUUUAAUGGGUUUCGGUAUAUCUAUAUCGAAACCGUAUGACGUAGAUUUUAAUAAUUAUCCAGACAUUGUCGUUGGGUCAUAUUUAUCGGACGAUGCUGUCCUUUUAAGAACUCGUCCCAUUGUUCGGAUAUUUCCUCACAUGGAAUUUCAACCCCGCCAAAUAUAUCCUAAUAAUUCAACCUGCAACCUCACCACGGGACUUUGUUUCAAAGCCAUAUUGUGUUUGAGAUACGAAGGCUCUUUUGUGCCUGCCACACUCGAUUUUACUGUGGAACUACGCGCAUUUCGAAUAAAAAAUGAACUCCAGCCCAAAGAAUACUUUAUAGAUCAGAAUUUACCGGUUUCGAUGAAACGUGAUAAAAUUACAGCUAGAUACAACGAAAAUGAAUGUCAUAUAUACGAAGUUUAUAUCCGCGACGAUUCCGACGAUCGAAUAACACCGAUACAAAUAAAUGUUGAUGUAUAUUUAACUCAUAACACAACGAAAGAAACACAAUUUUGUAAAGAUUGUCCCAUUUUAGAUCCGACAUUUCCUCAUUCUAAGAGCAAAGUGAUAACAUUUCUUACUGGCUGCGCUCGUGAAGAUAAAUGCUUUUCCGAUCUCACACUGGAGGCCCAUGUAUUUGGUCUGAGUAACGGAGAAUUGAUCCUCGGUAAAGACAAAGAGAUCACCAUUAUUGCCGAAAUUCAAAAUUUCAACGAACCGGCUUUCAUGACCGAAAUGUGGAUUUAUUUACCCGAAAAUAUGGAACUGAUCAACGGAGAAAACUGUAAAAGAUUACAAGAAAUGUCUAAAGAAUUAACUUUAAUCUGUCUGAUUGGAAAUCCUUUCGAUAAGAAAUCGGCAAGACACGAAAUUAAACUGGAUUCAUCUAAACUAUUAUAUUCCUUGGAUAAUAUAUCUAUUGUUAUGAAUUUGACGACGCUGAGCGAAGAAAGUAAUCUAGCCGAUAAUCUGGUUAAUAUCACGAUACCUAUAAAAUUAUCUGCAGACUUCAGUAUAACCGGACGCCCAGAACCAGAGCUGAUUUUAUUGAAGAAAGACGAAUCUCAUCGAAAUCUUUAUGAAUUCGUCCAUAUUUACAAUGUCAUGAAACAUUUGUAUAGUCCCAUUUCUCUUGUCACAGUAACGUUCUCAAUUCCAACCACUUUCACCGAUACGAAAAUAAAAUUUGUAAAUUCCAAAAACUUAACAAUUUUUAAUCCGGAUUUCGAGUUCGAUUCUGUCACCUGCAAUUUCACGAAUGUCGAAACAGCAAAUGACGACUCGGAAAGCGAUGGUCUGAAUUUCACAAUUUCAAAUAUCAAGUCGAAAAGAAAUAGUAAUAACCUGAUUUCAGUGGACAGAAGCAAGAAUCUGAUACUUAAUUGUGUAACGUCAGUAUGCGAAAACGUUGUAUGUUCUGUUGGUCCCUUUGAUGAUAAAAAGAAAAGCUCGACUUUCUACAUAAAAGGAUAUAUAAAUGCCGAAGUCCUCAGCUCAAAUUUGAAAGAAUGGGAUAAUAUCACAUUCUCUUCACAAGGAAAACUGACGAUCGAAGAAGAGAGAAUUAUUGUUCAAUCUAGAAGUCAUCUACCACACGAAACUGAAGUCUCAACGAACGUAGUACUUUCCAUUACUUUAAAGAGCGCUAAGAUUUCAAAAUGGGUCUUGCCCGUUAGCAUUGUUUGUGGGAUCAUCAUAAUCGGAAUCAUUGUUGCAAUAUUACUAAAGAUGGGAUUUUUUCGAAGAAAACGAAAAGAAGCUGUUGAAACGUUAAAAGCUAACUUAUUACAACAGCAAUCGAUAACUAACGCGGAAAAUAUCGAUGAAAAUUAAUAAACGCGUGAGAUCUAUUAUAUAAAGUUUCUGAAUAUAUAGUAACAUAUAUACUGCUUAUCUAUUCGUUCUCUUUAUCACUUAGGAAAGUGGAGUUGUGCUAUUUAAAACUUUACAUUAGAAUCAAGCUUUCAAGUGAUAAACUGGGUUCGAUUCAACAUCCUGACAGGAUUAUUUACUUGUUAUAUAACAAAGAUAUAAUAAUUUCUAUAUGUAGAAAGCCAAAUUAAUGUUUGUUUUAUCGAAAUUAUAAAAUUUUUAAAGAGUGUGAUUAUUUAUUAUUUUUUCAUG